AUGGAUUCAAAUACUAUUGAUUCAAAUCAAGCAGAACAGACCGCGUACUCACUAACUAGCAAUGAACAAUGUGGAUAUCAACCAAGAACAUUAGAAGAACAUAAUCAUGGGCGAUAUGCUUAUUUACCUAUAUUUCCAAGCAAAUAUGAUGGUCCAAAUGAUUGCUUACUCUUGGCUAAUGUACCAGCGAAUCGUCUUGCAUCUCAUGAGAUCACUCGACGUCAACAGGGAGCAUACACAUCGGAUGCACUAAUGCUAAUGAGCAACUACAAUUAUUCUGAUGGAUUUAGUUUAUCUGAACAAGAUGCUGAAGAACUAGCUACACGAUUACAAGUAGGCAAAUCAAUCAUUACUUUCAAUGCUGAUCGACUUCGUCGAAUCUGUCAUACUCUUCUUGCAUUCCAUGAAAAAUUUCGACGACAUGUUCUAUUUAAAAGUGAUGUUUCUUUAAAAGAACCAACAUUGAAUUCGAAACAAAUGGCUAUGGCAUUGGAAUUCUAUCUACAAAUAGAUGUGGAUCUAUUCUACAUGAAAACUUGCUCGUUUCGAGGAGCUGAACCUCGAUCUAACAUUCAAGGUCUAUUCUGUGGAAGUGAUGAACCUCAAGCAAGAUAUGCAUUGAUUCCAUGUGGUGAUCUCCUUUGUUCAUGUUGUCUUCCGUUACAUACUUACAAGAAAAGUCAACCAUGGCCUAUCGUUGAUUUUACUUCAAAUUCAAUGCAUCGAUUUGUCAACGGUUAUACUACCUAUCUCAAUUGUUCAGCUACAUGUACUACAUCAAACAUAGUCUAUGCAAUGACAUGUCCAUGUGGUCAUUAUGAUUAUGUUGAUUCAACAGGAAAAUCAUUGGCUGAUGCUAUGGUUUAUCACCGGAAACAUGGUAACCGAAUUAUACAUGAAAAAUUGACGGGUAGUCCUCUAUUUCGAGGAUCACAAAUCGAUCCGGACGAGAGAGAGAAAGAAAUGGCUAAUCAAAUGCGGCUCUAUCAACAUUCGGCUCGAUGUCCAGCAGCACUUCGCUCAUUUCUCGAUUGCAAUCCCAACUAUUGGUGUUUUAUUCCUCAACCAUGGAACGCAGCAUUGGAAGAAAAUGUUUCUUAUUUUCCAAAUGCUUCCACUACUGAUCCCAAUCUAGCUGCUGUGAUGGCAACUACUUCCAUAGACAAUCGUAGAGUAGCAUUUUAUCUAGACAAUGUACCAUUACCACCAGCUGCCUAUGCCUUCUCAUAUCCACAGAUACAAAAACAGCGUUCAUUUUUCGAGAAAUUUGUUGCUUACUCUAUUCAUCAGCGACCUUAUAUCGAGUUGGACUUGUAUAAGAUGGCAAUCAUUGCUGUUCUACCAGAUGAUUGUUCGACUAUAUUACGAUACGUUAUUGAAACAUUGUUUAUUAUUCAUGGUGAAACUAAAUUAAAUAUGAUUUGCCCUCUUGGAGGUGAUGUUGAAAAACGCUAUGGCCGUCCCUAUGAUCUUGUUUGGUGUGCUAAUUUAAAUCAUUCAUCGACAUGA
Molecule: messenger RNA, 1509 nt
Organism: Rotaria sp. Silwood1
Lineage: Eukaryota; Metazoa; Rotifera; Eurotatoria; Philodinida; Philodinidae
Source: the annotation of a GenBank genome assembly